AUGGAUUCCUCAAGAGGCCCUCCGCGGGUCAAGAACAAGGCCCCUGCGCCUGUGCAAAUAUCUGCAGAACAACUGCUUCGUGAAGCAGUCGAUAGACAAGAACCGGGCAUACAAGCGCCAACCCAGCGCUUUGCGGAUUUAGAAGAACUCCAUGAAUUCCAGGGUCGCAAGCGCAAGGAAUUCGAGGACUAUGUUCGCCGCAACAGGGUUAACAUGAACAAUUGGCUGCGGUAUGCGCAAUGGGAAUUGGAGCAGAAAGAAUACCGACGCGCAAGGUCAAUUUUCGAGCGGGCCUUGGAUGUCGACAGCACCCAUGUUGUCCUAUGGAUCCGAUAUAUCGAAGCGGAAAUGAAGACAAGGAAUAUCAACCAUGCACGGAACUUGCUGGACAGAGCAGUCACCAUUCUUCCGCGGAUCGACAAACUUUGGUACAAAUAUGUGUAUAUGGAAGAGACGCUGGGCAAUAUACCUGGGACAAGGCAAGUCUUCGAGCGAUGGAUGAGUUGGGAGCCGGACGAGGCGGCCUGGCUGGCGUACAUCAAACUGGAAAAGCGAUAUGGCGAGUAUGACCGUGCGCGAGCGAUCUUCGAACGCUUCACCAUUGUUCAUCCCGAGCCGCGAAAUUGGAUCAGAUGGACGAAAUUCGAGGAAGAAAACGGGACGAGUCAACUGGUGCGGGACGUGUUUGGCGUUGCCAUCGAGACCCUCGGUGAUGAUUUUAUGGAUGAAAAGCUUUUCAUUGCGUAUGCACGCUAUGAGGCUAAACUCAAGGAGUACGAGAGGGCCAGGGCGAUCUACAAGUAUGCCUUGGACAGACUGCCACGCUCUCGAUCUGCCUUACUCCACAAGUCUUAUACCCAGUUUGAGAAGCAAUUUGGGAAUCGGGAAGGAGUGGAGGAUGUCAUCCUUGCAAAGCGGCGGGUGCAGUAUGAGGAACAAGUAAAGGCCAAUCCUCGCAAUUACGAUGCCUGGUUCGACUUUGCCAGAUUGGAGGAGGCGGGAGGCGAUGUGGAACGUGUGAGAGACGUCUACGAGAGAGCAAUUGCCCAAGUUCCGCCAUCACAGGAGAAGCGACACUGGCGGAGGUAUAUUUACCUGUGGAUCUUUUAUGCGCUAUGGGAGGAGAUGACCAACAAGGACAUCGAGAGGGCGAGACAAGUAUACCAAGAGUGCUUGAAGCUCAUCCCACACAAGAAAUGGACUUUCGCCAAAAUAUGGCUUUUGAAAGCGCAGUUUGAGGUGCGGCAAAUGCAACUGCAGGCGGCGAGAAAGACGCUGGGGCAAGCUAUCGGGAUGUGCCCGAAGGACAAACUAUUCCAUGGGUACAUCGAGCUGGAGAAGCAGCUAUUCGAAUUUGGCCGAUGUCGCACUCUCUUCGAGAAGCAGAUUGAAUGGAACCCGUCCAACAGUCAAGCUUGGAUCCAAUUCGCCGAGCUUGAGCGUGGGCUCGACGACUUGGACCGAGCGCGGGCCAUUUUUGAGUUGGCCAUUGAGCAGCCCACACUCGACAUGCCAGAACUGGUGUGGAAGGCGUACAUCGACUUCGAAGAGUAUGAGGAAGCAUACGAUCGAGCCCGGGCGUUGUACGAGCGCCUCCUACACAAGACCGACCACGUCAAGGUCUGGAUCAACUAUGCGCGGUUUGAGAUCAAUGUGCCGGAUCCUAACGAGCCUGAAGCCGGCGAAAAUGAAGAGCAGCGGGUCAGCGAGGAAGCCAAGGGUCGGGCGCGCAAGAUAUUUGAGCGGGCACAUGAGCUUUUCAAGUCGAAGGAAAUGAAGGAAGAACGGGUUGAUUUGUUGAAUGCCUGGCGGUCGUUUGAGCAAACACAUGGGUCACCGGAAGACAUUGAGAAGAUUGAAAAGCAGAUGCCGCGUAAGGUCAAGAAGAGGAGAAAGAUCGAGGAAGACCGGUUCGAGGAGUAUAUCGACUAUGUCUUCCCCGCGGACGACGAGAGUGCGGCCAAGAUGUCCAAGUUGUUACAGAUGGCUCACCAGUGGAAAGCGAAACAGCAGGUGAACGAGGGCGGGGAGUGA
This is a messenger RNA of Capronia epimyces CBS 606.96, 2034 nucleotides long. RefSeq names its product pre-mRNA-splicing factor clf1. Gene Ontology annotation, molecular function: protein binding. The record is from RefSeq and is a predicted model, not a curated record. The transcript has a single exon. Lineage: Eukaryota; Fungi; Ascomycota; Eurotiomycetes; Chaetothyriales; Herpotrichiellaceae. Gene Ontology annotation, cellular component: post-mRNA release spliceosomal complex; precatalytic spliceosome; Prp19 complex. Gene Ontology annotation, biological process: mRNA splicing, via spliceosome; spliceosomal complex assembly. The coding region runs from base 1 to 2034 and encodes 677 amino acids.